Molecule: messenger RNA, 1781 nt
Organism: Culex quinquefasciatus (southern house mosquito)
Lineage: Eukaryota; Metazoa; Arthropoda; Insecta; Diptera; Culicidae
Product: zinc finger protein 879
Exons: 3
Coding region: 247-1620 (457 amino acids)
Biological process (GO): regulation of transcription by RNA polymerase II
Cellular component (GO): nucleus
Molecular function (GO): DNA-binding transcription factor activity; RNA polymerase II cis-regulatory region sequence-specific DNA binding; zinc ion binding
Source: RefSeq, a predicted model, not a curated record
ACAGCGCUGGGUACGGAUUGUAUAUAACAGCAGCGCCAGCAGCAGCAAAGAUCGUAGUGUUGGAGACCCUCGGUCGUAUAAUUUACAAUUUAAUUCAAUUUAUUACCAUUAAUCUGGAAAUCAAUAGCUGCCCAAUGUAACGGGACUACGGGAUUACGGGCGCAUCGAUCCGAUUGCUGGCUACGUAAAGUGUUGGCGUCGAAUAUAAUAAUAAUAAAUUAAAAUUAAUUGAACUUUUGAUACAAAAUGGAGGCGCGCUGCAGACUGUGUUUCGAGGAGCGUUCCGAGAUGGAGCGAAUUUUUCCGGACAACGACGAUGAAGAUGACAUUGACUACGAGUCCCAGAUGGCAAUAAAAAUCUUCAAAUGCACCUCGUUGCAGUUGCCGGUCGACGAUGAUGAUUUAGCCUCGCAGGUUUGCAAAGAUUGUACUACAAAAUUAGACGAAUUCUUCCAGUUUCGUGUUAGAUGUAAGAAGAACAAUUUACUAUACUGUAAGCGGAAGCAACCGGUAGCAGAAAGUGCUAAAUCCGAGCAGGAUAAUUCCACAAUACCCGACAGCGAUGAAAUUAACUUGGAUAAACUGGACGAAACGCUGCUGCGAGCGUUGGAGGGAAAGGAUGGGGACAUUGAUCCAUCCGCAUUCGAUGAUACAUUUGGAAGUGAAGUAAAGCCAGAGGAUCUGCUAAAGAUCAGUCUAGGUUAUGAGGCGGAACAGCAAAUGGUUUCCGAAGAAGCCGUGAGUUCCAGUUCGGCCCGAUGCGCUGCUUGUGGUACCGAGUGCUCAUCCUCAUUUGAACUAAACCAACACAUGGAGUACUGUCCAGCACGAAUGAAACCGAAUCCGUUCAACUUCCAAAUGUCGAACGUUACCUCACUGGCAUCAAAUUCAGCGGAUUUGAACUGCUACAUUUGUCAGAAGAGUUUCAACAAUGUUCAAGAACUAAAAUAUCACGAAUCGCUACAUUCCAAUGCUUCCUUAAAGUGCAAUUUUUGUCUCCAAAACUUUACUUGCCCGCGUACAUUAAAACACCACAUGGAUCAACACAAGAUCAAAAAUACUCUUCCAGACGGUCGGUUCAGAUGUGAUUUGUGCGAUGCUACAUUUAAACUGUACGGAAACUUGAUUAUUCACCGUCGUAGCCACACUGGCGAGCGUCCUUAUCCUUGCAACAUUUGUGGAAGAGCGUUUUCCACCUCAAGCAAUAUGAAAACUCACAUGAAUGUGGUCCACUCGCAGGAUCGUCCCUUUAAAUGUCAUCUUUGUCACAAGAGUUUCAAUAGUGAAACCCGCCUCCGGUCCCACGUCGAAUCCCACUCCUAUCCGAUGGGCAGCAUGUCGAACGAAGCCAGCGGAAGUGAGCUCUCUAGCACGUGCAAAAUUUGCAACAAAACGUUCAGCCACCCCUCGUAUCUAACGAUCCACUACCGGGUCCACACCGGAGAACGUCCGUACCAAUGCAAAUUCUGUACCAGUGCGUUUGCCACCAGUGGAAAUUUGAAGGUCCACAUGCGAAUCCAUGCCACUCAAAAGGUGCGGCCAUACAAAUGUAACAUGUGUACUAAAUCCUUCCUGCAUGCGAGCAAUUUGUCGGUGCACAAGAAAACUCAACACUACUAGCUACCCCCUUAGCGUAAUAUUUAUUUUAUUUGUUAUGAUCAACAUAAACUAAUAAUCCCCAUUUUAGCUGAGUUUCUAAAAGUUUUUAAUCACGGAUAGCAUCUAGCACGUAUAUAAAGCAUAUAUAUAUAUUACAAAUAAAGAUACAGUAGAGUACUUAA